GUGCUUAAGUGCGGUGUCAAACAGCUUGAGCGCGUAGCUAUCAUGGCAGCGGCCUCGGCGGAAGAUGAUCUAAACGCCCCAGGAACUGUUGAACAAAUCGCUGGUAACGCAGCCCAUCCUGCCACAUGGCGAAGCACCACGCCUGGGUGA
Protopolystoma xenopodis is the source of this 150-nucleotide messenger RNA. NCBI's taxonomy places the organism in Eukaryota, Metazoa, Platyhelminthes, Monogenea, Polystomatidea, Polystomatidae. The record is from the annotation of a GenBank genome assembly.